Molecule: messenger RNA, 1056 nt
Organism: Hordeum vulgare subsp. vulgare (domesticated barley)
Lineage: Eukaryota; Viridiplantae; Streptophyta; Magnoliopsida; Poales; Poaceae
Exons: 3
Coding region: 1-1056 (351 amino acids)
Source: RefSeq, a predicted model, not a curated record
AUGGGCGGCGACGGACGGACGGGCACGGGCGGAAUCGCUUCUAGCCGCGACGAGGUAGGAAAGACGUCGCACAGGAGCUAUUGGCCCACCUGGCGCCGCGUCACCUCCACUCGCCGCUUCCUCCUCGCCCACCACGCCCGCCAGCCCGCCUUCCGCAUUAUGGACGGCGACCAGUCAGUCCUCGGCGUUCACCACCACCACAUCCUCGCCUUGGACCACCGGACCGCCGCUAAGGCCCAGCUCAAUACCGUGGCCCGCCUUGACCACUACUUCUAUUUCUAUCUCGGGGCCUCGUGCGACGGCCUCCUCGUCCUCUCCAGGCUUGCCAGGCGUGUAUCUGGAUGUUGCAUCUCUAUCUGCAACCCGGCCACGCCAUGGGCUCGCCUGAAGAGCAAAUUGGCUGCUAUGUCUUUAAGUUGGGCUCCGACCAGCCACCGAGGUACAUCGGGCCGGUGGCCGGACAUAGCGUCAGAGACCUUCAACUUACCCAUUCAGCUCCAUGGUAACCUGCAUUGGUAUGCAUUUUAUCAUCUGGGUAAAAUCAAACAACUGCAGGGUGAAAGCAAACCUAUAAUAGUAUUUGACACGGCAGCUGAGUCGUUCCGGCAGAUGCGCACUCCAAUUGUAUUUGAGAUGACCUCCAACUCAAAUGUAUUUGAGAUGGAUGACACGCUCGGCAUCUAUUGCAAUGACCAUGACAAGAACACCGUUAGUAUAUGGGUGCUGCAGAACUAUCAAAGCGAGGUUUGGGACUUGAAGUACAGAAUUAGAUUGCCUGUUGAUGAAAUCAGGGGACACUUUGAAGGUUGUGAUUACUAUCGGGAUGUUGACAGUUGGGAUGUGGGCGUUGUUUCGGGGGAUGGUGGCGUGCUAUUGCUGGUCAGUUUUGGUCAAUGGGUGCUUCACAUCGACACUGAUGGCAAAUUGAUUGACAGUUUCAAUAGUGGUCUCCUAGGCCUCCAUAUUUAUGGAUGUCGGCUAAAGCAAAGUCUUGUUCAGCAUGCCUUCUUUCCGGCUCUAGAAGGUUAUGUUGUGAACGCUUCGCCUUUCAUCUGA